AGGAGGAGGAGGAGGAAGAUGGUAGCCGCGGGAGGAACGGCCGGCUGCUGGGCUUUCCGCCCUGCACUGCAUCGCCGCCCCCGCCGGAGCCGCCCUGCCUGCUGAGGAGGCGGCGCGGACCCGCACCAGGAGAAGCUGUUUGAUAACAAUGAUUGCCAGAAUCAGAGUCGUGCAUCCUUCCUUGGCUCCAAGUUAGUGAUCCGUGGGGAAAGUGCUGGAGCAAAGCUGUGAUAGACAAAAUGUCAGCAGAAUAAGUGACCUACUCUCCAAAACUUGCCAUGAACCAUUUGGUUGGACCACCUGAGGGGGAGAUCAGUGAAGAGCCAGCAAACAGAGCAGUGAGUGAGUCAGUGGAAGCUGACCUGGAGCACUCAGAGGUGGAAGAGGAACAGAGGUAUGUGGUUCGCUACCCAGGGCACACCAACAGCAGCCACGUGGGCCUGUCUGGGCAGGAGGAGGAAGGCAUGUUAGCUCGGUCAGCCAGCACUGAGAGUGGUUUCCACAAUCACACGGAUACUGCAGAAGGGGAUGUGAUAGCCACAGUGGAGGACAGUUACGACGUUGAGAGAGUGCAGGAAAACGAGGAUGAGAGUGCAUAUGCAGUGCAGUACAGGCCUGAGUCUGAGGAGUAUACGGAGAAUGCCGAGGCGGAGCAUGGCGAAGCCAUUCAUAACCGAACAUUACCCAAUCACUUACAUUUCCAUUCCAUUGAGCACGAGGAAGCCAUGAAUGCAGCCUAUUCGGGUUACGUAUACACACAUCGCCUCUUCCACCGAGGAGAGGAUGAACAGUAUGCCGAGGCUUAUGCUGACUAUGGGCUGCAGGAGCACGUGUAUGAGGAAAUAGGAGACACACCAGAUCUUGAUGGUAGGGAGGGCAUCCAGCAGUAUGAGCGGGAGAGAGAGGAAGCUGACAAUUACCGCAAGGAGGCACUUGGUGCCCGCCUUCACCAUUAUGAUGAACGGUCUGAUGGAGAGUCUGACAGUCCUGAAAAGGAAGCAGAGUUUGCACCCUACCCAAGAAUGGAUAGUUAUGAACAAGAGGAGGACAUUGAUCAGAUCGUAGCAGAGGUGAAGCAGAGCAUGAGCUCCCAGAGCUUAGACAAGGCAGCUGAAGACAUGCCAGAGUCAGAGCAGAGUUUGGAGCACAACCAGGCUCUUGUCAGUGGUGGGCAUGAAAGUAAUGGUCAGCUAACAUCUGGUUCUCGAGUUACAUCUGGCUCGGGAGAAUCUGUACAGAGGUACAGCAAGGAAAAAAGAGAUGCAAUUUCCCUGGCUAUCAAGGAUAUUAAAGAGGCUAUUGAAGAAGUGAAGACAAGGACCAUCCGUUCUCCUUAUACCCCUGAUGAACCUAAGGAGCCUAUCUGGGUGAUGCGGCAGGACAUCAGUCCAUCCAGAGAUUCUGAUGACCAGAGGCCACUAGAUGGGGAUUCUCCAUCUCCAGGUUCCUCUUCACCUCGAGGUGCUGAAUCAUCAAGCAGACAACAUCACCAGGAUGUCUGCAGUACAGCAGAGGCUUCCACUAAUAAAGAGUCCAGAAAAAGCUUGGCUUCAUUUCCAACGUAUGUUGAAGUUCCUGGACCUUGUGAUCCUGAAGACUUAAUUGAUGGAAUCAUUUUUGCUGCCAAUUACCUUGGUUCAACUCAACUCCUUUCUGAUAAAACUCCAUCCAAGAAUGUGAGAAUGAUGCAGGCUCAGGAAGCUGUCAGCAGGAUCAAGAUGGCCCAGAAAUUAGCCAAAAGCAGGAAGAAGGCUCCAGAAGGUGAAUCUCAACCCAUGACUGAAGUGGACCUCUUCAUUUCUACACAGAGAAUAAAAGUACUGAAUGCAGACACACAGGAAACCAUGAUGGAUCAUCCCCUGCGGACCAUUUCUUAUAUUGCUGAUAUAGGAAAUAUAGUUGUUUUGAUGGCUCGUAGGCGAAUGCCACGCUCUAACUCCCAGGAUAAUGUAGAAGCAUCUCACCCCUCUCAAGAUGGAAAGAGGCAGUACAAAAUGAUUUGUCAUGUCUUUGAGUCUGAGGAUGCGCAGCUGAUUGCACAGUCCAUAGGUCAAGCAUUUAGUGUGGCCUACCAAGAAUUUCUGAGGGCAAAUGGCAUCAACCCUGAAGACCUUAGCCAGAAGGAAUAUAGCGACUUGCUUAAUACCCAGGACAUGUACAAUGAUGAUCUGAUUCACUUCUCCAAAUCUGAAAAUUGCAAAGAUGUUUACAUUGAAAAGCAAAAGGGAGAAAUUCUAGGUGUGGUGAUUGUGGAGUCUGGUUGGGGAUCCAUUUUGCCUACAGUUAUCAUAGCCAACAUGAUGCAUGGAGGACCAGCAGAGAAGUCUGGGAAGCUGAACAUAGGGGACCAGAUCAUGUCAAUCAAUGGGACCAGCUUGGUUGGUUUACCACUCUCAACAUGUCAGAGCAUUAUAAAGGGUUUGAAAAAUCAGGCCCGGGUUAAACUGAACAUAGUUAGGUGUCCUCCAGUAACCACAGUCUUGAUCAGAAGACCAGACCUCAGAUAUCAGUUGGGCUUCAGUGUGCAGAAUGGGAUCAUCUGUAGCCUUAUGAGAGGAGGCAUAGCAGAGCGAGGAGGUGUGCGUGUUGGCCAUCGAAUCAUUGAAAUCAAUGGGCAGAGCGUUGUAGCAACACCCCAUGAGAAAAUUGUUCACAUCCUCUCAAAUGCUGUUGGUGAGAUCCAUAUGAAGACUAUGCCAGCUGCCAUGUACAGACUGUUGACUGCACAAGAGCAACCAGUUUACAUCUGAAGCUGACACCUCACCGCCAUAGUGUACAUGGAAGAUGUUUUUUCUCAUUAGUGCUUGUCUCUCUAGUGCUGCAUUUCUGUGUCUGCAAAGACAUUUCUUUCCCCCCCGCCCCAUCACAGACACAAAUACACUGUUGCUCUCCCCUUCGUCCCUUUUUCCUCUUCUUCCCACCAUUUUCUUGCAUUUUGAUAAGGGGCAAAAUGUAUCUGUGGAACUAUUUUGGUUGCAUCUUUUUACAAGUGAAACUUCAUAUAGCUCUACAUGCAAAACAGGAAGAUAAUAGUAGCAUAGUUUACAGCAGUAUUCACAGAUGGCUCUAUUUCAUGCUACAUAAUCAGUUUUAUUUCUGUGGCUGUAAUUUUACAAACUGAGUAAAUUAAAUGUUGCUGAAGGAAAAAUAAUUACUUUACCAAAUAGAUAGAAGUAUAGGGUAAAAGGUGUCCUCUUGGAUAUCCUGCCUGUGACUUUGCUUCUCUUGCCCUAUUUUCUCACAGGCACCAAAGUACUAAAGGUUUGUGUCUAAGUGGAAAGUAGAAUACCAAAAGGAUUAUUUUGCCCUCAGGAAAAAUUGCCUGCUUAUAAAGACUCAGUAAAUGCUGCUGUUGUAAAAUGAAUUGUCCAAAUACACACCUUUUAAUUCCU
Messenger RNA from Vidua macroura (Pin-tailed whydah), 3392 nucleotides. RefSeq names its product amyloid beta precursor protein binding family A member 1 (gene APBA1). The record is from RefSeq and is a predicted model, not a curated record. Gene Ontology annotation, biological process: chemical synaptic transmission. NCBI's taxonomy places the organism in Eukaryota, Metazoa, Chordata, Aves, Passeriformes, Viduidae. Gene Ontology annotation, cellular component: plasma membrane; cytoplasm; dendritic spine. The coding region runs from base 279 to 2750 and encodes 823 amino acids. Gene Ontology annotation, molecular function: amyloid-beta binding; protein binding. The transcript has 15 exons.